GCUUGACACGUAAGACAUGUUUUUUUACUGCUAAGUUUACACAGUGAAACCAAAGGUAGAAUCUUUGUUUCUGUUCCUCUUUCCGUGCCAUUACUUGAUAUUUGUACGUAAGUUUGGUAGUUGCCAAAUCAUGAGCUCAUUGUAAUUAACACCUGUUGUGUACUUUCUUUGCGUCAUGCGACUUUGUUCCGUGACCGUUGUGGGCCACACAAGCGCGAUUGGCUGUCACCGCUCCGUGCCUUACCUGUCGAGUCUGACCCGACCGAGAAUUUUGUUUACACUUUCAACAGCUCCUCAGGUGCUACAGGUCGGCGGGCGGGGACUUAUUAACCCUGAGGAACAAUACUAUCUUCCAGCAAAGGUUUAGGCUGUUCUAGGCGCUAUCUUUUUGUACUGGUAUCUCUUUUAUACGCCAGUGGCAAAUAGUAACUGCAUGGCAAAUGGUAACUGCCUGGCCGACUCGAUACUGUCUUCUCAGCCACCGAAAGAUCUGCUAGGAGAUUAGGGUAGAACAAUGGCGGCGGCGAAGGACCCAGUCAUGACUCUGGAGCAGUUCGUGUCCGAACACGAGAUUCCCGCCACAGUUGAGGUGGCGGAGGGCCUGUACGCCACCAACAUUGACCGGGACUUCUCCAUCGGCGACGUGAUCAAGAUUCUACCGGCGAAGCACGCGCCCAGGCUGAGAGGUCAGCCUCACAGAGAGGUGGAGAUCGUGACCCGUCACGGCGGCAUGCGCAAGACUCUUCCCGUCAGCUGGCCGAUCUUCGUACGACCAGUCACGACAGGAGGGGAGGACUUCCAACAACCCAUGGACCUGUCAGAGCUGUGCCGCAGGUACGGGCAGGGUUUCCCCGUCCUGGUGGAGACAGUCGAGGGAACGUUCCAACCCAAGGGCACGGCGGUCAGGAUCCAGAAGGGCGUCCGCCUGUCCGUGUACUACGACCUGACCGUCCGGACGGUGUUAGCGCGGGACCAGGCCACCAGGGUCGCCAUCAGGGAAAGCUACCGCGGGGUUUUCGAGAAGAGGCCGCAAGUUUAUCCGACGGUUCACGACUUGUACAUAUCCGAGACGGAGGGGAAAGUUCGUGCCACGAAAACUGUUCCCGUUUCGCAUCCGGACCUGGACUCGGUCUUCCUGGACGACGUCAUCACGCCGGCGGGUAAGAAGGGGAAAGUCCCGUGCAGCCGGCAGCCCAGCGGGCACGUGGAGUAUCUCCUGUGCACGCGCAAACAGAGGACGGAAAGCGGCCGGCUCCAAGUAGAACCGAUCAGAAUCCCCCUCUCCAUGGUCUGUCCGUUUGAGGAAAUCUUGGAGGAGAAGCAGAAGUCGGAGUUUACGUUGAGAGAACUGUUUCAGAACGGUCGCCCAGAACUGCCGGUAAGACUAGGGCUAGUCAGAGGAGACCCGAGGUUCCCCGACAAGACCCUCGCCUACAUGGACACGAUAACCGUGGAGGGGAUAUACGACGAGGGUUACGUCGUUGCGAGCGAGUACGACAACGAAUCUCCGGACAAACCGAUAUUCGAGAUCCCCCUGCACGCAGGUCUGAAGGUCAAACACUUAGUAAAGCUUUACACGGAACUUGACGACAAAGUCAAGAUCAAGUACUACCCCAUUGAAAGACUACCGGAGCACAUCUACCUAGAGAAACGUACGCUGGUGUCCGCUUAUGAAGACAUUGAGAUGGUGCCCCCCGUCCCUCCUCGCCCCCGGGGAGUUAGGUCCUUCAGUACCCCCGAUGUGGAAGCCACGUCCCCAACCGAAGUCAAAGUCCCGCCAGUGCCCAAGCAUGGAUCGGAGGCGGGGCCUAAACCUGUAGUAGUAACGGGCCGGCCGCGCCAGGCCUCCCUCCCUGAUGACUGGCUGGGAGCUCAAGGUCGUGGGGACUCCGGUGCCCUUGGCUUCCAAACGAGCACCCUUCCCGCCAAACCGUCGAAGUUGCGCAUCAAGAAAGGAUUCAAGAAGUUGAUGAAACGGGUGAAAGAGGGGCCACUGAGCCCAAGAGAACACCCAGACCCGAAAACAGUGACGACGACAGGCGCGGAAGGAACCGACGAGACACAGACACAGACUCAGAUACAGACUCAGAUACAGACACCCCCACAAACUCAGAAACAGACAACCCCACAAACUCAGAAACAGCCACGAGCACAAACACCCCCUCAAGUAAGCAGCGAGAGUGGUCAGCAGACAGGGUGUGAAGCUAGAAGUCAUAGCCCAAGGUCCCCCACAGAAGAUGAGAUAAGGCUUAGGGACCCUGACGAGUACGAGUGGAUAGACAGCAGUGACGAGGACGACGACUACCUGACGCCGGUGUGUUCUCCCACCGACCCGGCCGCGGCCAUGUCCCUCCCCGCACAGUUCAUGAAGACAGCUCUGUCCAAACAGCUGUCUCACGUGUCCGAGGAGGGCGACAGCGACGGCAGUUACGUCACGCCCAUGACGUCACCGACCGCGUCACGGGCAGUGGAGUUUUCAGACGAUGACGACGACAGCAGUGAUGAGUAUUUGGACAUGAACAGGGAGUCUGAGUUCGGGACUGUGACGUCCCUGAAACAGUUUCCCCGACCAGCCUCACGCCGUGGGCACAGACCUGACGACACCCAGCAGGGACUCACUAGGACUUCUACUAUAAGUACUACUAGCACAGAUUCAGGCUUCAGCGACCCGACAGCAGCGGAGAAGACCAUCCCGCCCAAGGAUUACAACAUCCUAGACUUCUCCGCCCAGGACAUGACCCGGUUACUCCGCUACUUCCACUUCAGCGAGGACACGGUCCAGUCCUUCCACGCCCAGGGCAUCACGGGAUCCGAGGUGCUGAAGAUGACGCCACGGCAGAUGGCCCAGGAGUUCUACAUGGACGAUUUCCAGAUCAAAAUGCUCAGUCACUUCGUGGAGAAGACCAAGGAGAUCAACAAGAUUCCCCUGGCCAGACGCUCGGGUUCUGACUGUUAGGUUUAAUUUGGUCACUAGGGUAGUCUGCACCAGGCUAACUAAGUGGCUGAAAAAUAGUGAAAGCUAGCCAAAUAAACAUGACAGUGCCUGGCGCAGCCUACGAAACAAGAUCCAAAGGAAAAUUAGGAAAGCCAAGAAAAAGUUCUACGAGAACAAAAUACAAGCUCACCGAAAAGUCAAUCCCACCCAGUGGUAUUGAGGAAUAAAAACCAAGGAAAAUAAUGUCAGGGGAGUUUGGCCGCCAUAGAAUCCAUGUGCCUGAUUCAAUCAGAUUCAAUAGGAAAUGUUACCCUUAACAUGGUCAAAUCCCCUUAAUCAGUUAAUCCCUGCUUUUUAUAAGCAGUAAGUCACAUACCACAUCUAAUGUUACAUGUAUAUAAAUAUAAAUGCAAUAUAUUCAAGUGGAAAGGCUGUUUCAGUGUUUGGAUCAGCCCUACUAAUUUUGGAAGCCUGGAGCCUUGUUGGCUUUAGUCCAUUUCCAACAGCUAAAAGUUGAAAGUGGACAAAAGCUAGCAAGACUGAGGGUUCGAGGCUAAUUUAUGGGCCUUACACAGCUUGCAAUAUAGGUGGAGAUUUAACUAACGGUUAAGGAUUUAAGUAUAAUGUACCAAGACUUUUGAGCUAAGGCAGGAGCCAAAAAGUGGGUUACUUCUCAUUUACCUUACAAGGUACUAUUAUGUCAAUGGGAGGAUAACUUCAGAGAAUAUAUAGACUAAAGCAUGACACUAUAGUGAAACAGUAAGAACAGAAAACAGAGAAGGGUGGGCAAAACUGGUUGUCAGGCCAUCUGUGGUGGCCCAAUGGUGGAAUAAUCGGACUAAGGGAAAGAUAUACAUUUUGUGCUAUGUGCAACCACCAUCUCUGGAAUCCAAUCAGGUCACUUUGGGGCAGUUUCUAUCAUGUUUACAGGAACUGCUUCACAAAGAUUCAGUCUCAAUAGACUGGGGGCCCCAUGUUUGAGGAGAGCAACACCUCCAGAACAUUAAAAAUCUCCCAUUGAAGAGUAGGGGUUCAACAAACCUUACACAGUAAAGUUACAGUCUAGGCUUAAGCAGCUUCUAUCUACUGUACAAAACUGGUGUUUUAGGCUGUUAACCACACAAUAUGCAAAACAGACAUUAUACUGUAGAUUUUCAACCAAAACUCAUUAUCAAAGCCACAUGGAUACCAAUGAACAACUGAAGGCAAUUGUGUAACUAAGUGAGGUCCUUAUUAUGUGUGCAAUGUAUGAAUGUACAAAGCUUAAGUGUGCAUUGUUGCUUCAAAGUGUACAUUGAAACAAUUAUGUUGGAUGGAUACAAGCUGCCACGUUAUCCUCUACAAAAUGAUGCAGUCCAUUAUGUUGUCAUCAAUUUAAAUUCCUAAGUGUGAUUUGUUGUUAUAAUGUGAAAAAUAUUUAUGUUAU
Messenger RNA from Branchiostoma belcheri (Belcher's lancelet), 4361 nucleotides. RefSeq lists its product as uncharacterized. Bases 515 to 2956 code for a protein of 813 amino acids. The transcript has 7 exons. Lineage: Eukaryota; Metazoa; Chordata; Leptocardii; Amphioxiformes; Branchiostomatidae. The record is from RefSeq and is a predicted model, not a curated record.